UUUUUUGGGUUGGUAAUUGUUCCAAAACCAAAAACCCUUCUCAACCCAUCAAACCAAACCCCCCAGACAUUGGUCUCUUGGUAAAACACCACCGCCGGUGGUGCCCGUGUUUUUUGUGUGUGUAGAGGUCAGUUUGCAGAUGGCUUUUAGAGGACGUGGCCGUGGAGGAUACGGCCGUGGCGGUGGCGGCAGCUUUGGAUAUGCUAAGCAAGAGCCAUUCCUUCUCUUUCCGGAAAUUGAAAACUUGCCUGAUGCCAAAAGCGUGACUGAAGAAAUGGCCUUAGUGCUUCGGAGUUCAAGAUUGCAAAAAUUUUGGAAUUCCUCUGUUUAUUAUCUCAAGGAUGAAGGCCAAAAGGGAUCGGGUGUCCAAGAAGCAGAUUGGGAUCGGCCAUAGAGUUGGAGAUCUCUAUAUGGUCGAAAGCUUGCAUUUCCCCUUAUCCACCUCUCCAGCUGCACUUUCCUCGUUUCAGUUAGAUUCUCAGUCAAGUCAGUUUUAUUUAUGGCAUUCUUGCUUCGGUCAUUUGUCUGUUGACCGCUUAUGGUCUUUAGCUCAAUCAGGGUUGUUGGGUAAAGUUUCUCUUAGUUAAAUUGAUGAAUGUCGAGGGUGUAAACUUGCUAAAAUGUCAGCUUUACUAUUUAAUAAAAGUACAUCUAUUUCUAUUUCUCCUUUUUCUCUUGUGCAUACUAAUGUCUAAGGACACUCUCCUGUUCUUACUAAAGGGGAUUCUGCAUACUAUAUGUCUUUUAUUGAUGAUUGCACCCGUUAUAUGUGGGUUUAUCUUAUGACCUAUAAGUCUGACUUCUACUAGAUAUACCGUACUUUCUAGUCUAUGAUCACUAAACAAGUUGGGUCUAUUAUUAAAUUGUUGCUGUCUGACUUUGGUGGGGAAUACUUUAAAAUUGAAUUCGUGGAUAUUUGGCCAAAUUGGGUACCAUUCACCAAGCUUCUCAUACUAAUACACCUGCCCAAAAUGGUCGAGCUGAGCGUAAACAUCGUCAUCUCCUUGAAACAGCUAGGUCUCUUCUUCUCUCUGCCUCCGUUCCGGCUUCGUUUUGGGGUGAGGCAGUUCUUAUUUCUACUUUUCUUCUCAACCGUAUGCCUACCCCUCUUCUUUCUGGUCGGUCUCCUUAUACGCUCUGUUUUCUCAACUUCCUAAUUACUCCCUCUGUGUGUUUGGGUCUGCUUGUUUUGUCCUUUUACCCCGUAAAGAUAGGACCAAACUAGUGCCCGGUCUGUCCUAUGUGUCUUUUUGGGUUAGUCUCGCUCAGAAAGGUUAUCGCUGUUAUGAUCCUGUUUCCCGUCGCCUUUAUAUCUCUCGCCAUUUUGCCUUUCUCGAAGGUCUAUCUUACUUUUAGCUUCCUCCUCUCACCGCCCCAGUUUCCAAAGAGGAUUUGGUUCAUAUUGAUCUAUUUUCUUCUAAGGUCCCAUCUGAUGAGUACAUCUCUACAGUUCCUCCUAAGCUUGUUCCAUCUUCUCCUCCUGCUUCACCUCUGGCUGCUUCUCCUUUGGCUUCUUCUCCUCCUCCGUUGUUAGUUUAUUCUUGUUGCAAGGCUCCUCCUCCACCAAUUGUCUCUGCCCCUGCUGUUGAUCCUCUUACUUUUGAUGACUCUGAUCCUGCUGCACACCGAUAUCCUCCUCAAGCACGUCAUUCUCCAAACAGGUUGGGUUGGUCUAAUACUUGUUUUUCUACUUCUUAUUGUACCUUUUUGUCUACUAUUCACUCUUUUGUAAAAAUCUCAGUCUUACAAGGAGGCCUGUUAGGAUCCUCAUUGGGUUCAUGCUAUAGAGGAUGAGUUGUUUGCUCUACAGAAAACUAGUACUUGAGAGUUGGUUCCUUUGCCUGCUAGUAAGAAUCUAGUUAGUUGCAAAUGGGUUUACAAAGUCAAGACUCAUUCUGAUGGUUCUCUUGAGCGCUACAAAGUUCGUCUGGUUGCCAAGGGUUUCUCUGAAGAGUAUGGUAUUGAUUAUGAGGAGACGUUUGCUCCUGUUGCCAAGAUGACUAUUGUCUGUACUUUGAUCUCUGUCGCUACUAUUCGUUCUUGGCCUUUUUAUCAGAUAGAUAUUAAGAAUGUUUUUCUUAAUGGCAAUCUUACUGAGGAGGUUUACAUGCGUCCUCCCCCUAGUAUUCACCAUUCCUCUAGCUAGGUUUGUCGUCUUCGGCGUGCUCUGUAUAGUCUGAAGCAGUCUCCUCGUGCUUGGUAUGAUGGCUUUCAGACGGUUGUUACCGAGCUUGAGUUUCGUCCUUCUAAUUCCGACUCUACUUUAUUUCUGAGAUAUACCUCGGCUGAUUUUGUUGCUCUCUUACUAUAUGUGGAUGAUAUGAUCAUCACUGACUCUGACUCUUCUGCUAUCUCUGAGGUCAGGCAACAUUUCUUCCGCACCUUCGAAAUGAAGGAUCUGGGACCAUUGUGGUAUUUUCUUGGUAUUGAGGUGGCUUCUUCACCCAAGGUUUACUUUUUGUCCCAGGCUAAGUAUGCCAACGAAGUUAUCCAUCGUGCUGGACUUAUUAACACUAAGCUUUUUGAUACCCCCAUUGAGCUUAAUGUGAAGCUCAACAUUACUAAUGGUGUUCCUUUGGACGAUCCUACGUUAUAUCGCGAGCUUGUGAGUUGCUUAGUCUAUCUGACAGUUACUCGCCCUGGUCUUGCCUAUGCUGUCCAUGUGGUUAGUCAGUUUGUUUUUGCCCCUCGCUCUACACAUUGGGCUGCUUUGCUUCGGAUCCUUCGCUAUCUUCAAAGUACUAUAUUUCAAGGCUUACUAUUCUCUUCUACUUCUUUCUUAGAUUUGGUGGCCUAUGCUGAUGCUGAUGCUGAUGCUGAUUGGGCUGGUGAUGUUAAUGAUCAUAAAUCUAUUUCUGGUUUCUAUAUGUUUCUUAGCGAUUCCCUGAUUUCUUGGAAAAGCAAGAAACAAACUAUUGUUGCCCGUUCUACUGCCGAAACUGAGUAUCGUGCUAUGGCUCAUGCUACUGCCGAAAUUAUUUGGCUUCGUGGUCUCUUAUCUGACUUGGGCGUCCCUCAAUCUUCUCCGACCUCUCUCUAUUGUGACAAUCAAAGUGCUAUUCAAAUUGCUCAUAACAAUGUCUUCCAUGAACGGACAAAACACAUUGAGAUUGAUUGACAUUUUGUCCGUUAGCAUCUGCAGUCUGGUUUUAUCUCGCUUCCUUUUGUCUCUUCGACUCUGCAACUUGUUGACUUCUUCACCAAGACUCACCACUGCUCGGUUUUGGUUUUUCCUUGACAAACUCUUAGUAUUUUCUGCUAAAAUAGCUUGAGUUUGAGCGGGGGUGUGAGAAUAUUCCUAUAUUCAGUGUUCUCCUUUUUCCUUUUAGGAUUAGGACUUAGUGUUCUAUAUCUAUUAGAUGUUCUAUAUCUAUU
Messenger RNA from Camellia sinensis, 3375 nucleotides. The record is from RefSeq and is a predicted model, not a curated record. Lineage: Eukaryota; Viridiplantae; Streptophyta; Magnoliopsida; Ericales; Theaceae.